Messenger RNA from Lottia gigantea (owl limpet), 1011 nucleotides. RefSeq lists its product as hypothetical. The record is from RefSeq and is a predicted model, not a curated record. Lineage: Eukaryota; Metazoa; Mollusca; Gastropoda; Lottiidae. Gene Ontology annotation, biological process: sterol biosynthetic process; cholesterol metabolic process. The transcript has a single exon. The annotation marks the transcript as partial. Gene Ontology annotation, molecular function: steroid hydroxylase activity; iron ion binding; C-4 methylsterol oxidase activity.
AGUAUUUCAAUUGGAUAUCAAGCAACAAUGCGAAAGAAUAACUUGGAUAUUGUGGCCUACUAAGAGUGAGAACAUAAAGCAGAUUUAAACUGGGUUUUGAUAGAUGAAUAGUUUGUGCAAAUUUACAUAAUAUUCAUCCCACUUUAAAUGUUUCUUGGUGCCAAUUGUCAAAAGUAGUAUCCGGGCGCCAUAUUUUACUGCGCGUGCUAGUCUGAAGCAGACGACAUGGAGAAUGAAACAAUGUUGCGAUCUGUGGAAGAAACCAGGUUUAUACUACAACCAGUUUGGGAUUUAAGAAAAGGCUAUGAAGAUUAUGUGCGAUCUCCGCUUUUCCCCGUCUUUCUAUCCGUUGGAUACUACUUUCUUCUAUGCAUUCCGUUUACGUUUGUGGAUAUAUAUUGUAAGAAUAUGAACUGGUACAAGAAGUAUAAAAUUCAACCGGAUAAAGAUGUUGCACCGCCGCUCCUAUGGGAUACUUUAAGUCUCACGUUUUGGAAUCAUUUAUUGUUUAUCAUGCCAACUGCAGUAGCACAAUGGAUCUGGACCCCACCAACACCGCUUCCAGACACAGCACCAGCACUGUUUGAUUUUAUAUGGCAACAGAUAGCCUGUCUUUUAGUAUUUGAUUUUCAAUAUUAUGUUUGGCAUUAUACCCAUCAUAAAAUACGGUUUCUUUACCGACACAUCCAUGGCGUCCACCACCGAUACAGUUCUCCGUUUGUCUGGACAACCCAGUAUCUACAUCCAUGGGAACUGGUAACCGUAGGUUUACUAACUACUACCAACACCUGGUUCUUUAAUUGUCACUGUUUGACGACUUGGAGUUAUAUGAUUGUUAGUAUAUCAAUUAGCGUAGAGGGCCAUAUAGGUUUUGAUUUUCCCAUCCUCUUGUACAAUUGGAUACCUUAUGGUUUUUAUGGAGGAUCACCAAAGCAUGACAUGCACCAUCAAAAACCACUGACCAACUACCAGCCAUUUUUUAAUCAUUUUGAUAAAUUGUUUGGCUCCUAU